This is a messenger RNA of Didymodactylos carnosus, 5514 nucleotides long. The record is from the annotation of a GenBank genome assembly. Lineage: Eukaryota; Metazoa; Rotifera; Eurotatoria; Philodinida; Philodinidae.
AUGACGGACGGUCAACAAUUUAAUACAACAAUCUAUUUGAGUGUUCGACAAGGUGUAUACAACGUACAGUUAUUAACAUUUCUACGUGGUGGAAAAAAUCAAGACCCCAAUCCGUCAAAUAAAGAUAGUCUAGCUUGGAUUCGAUGUAGAGGAUCGACUAGUUUGGAUUCAGUAACUAUCCCAUCCGUUUAUGAAAGUAAAUUUCAAGUACAACUCAAUAGUUGGUACACAUGCGACAUCAAAGUCAGUGAUAUAUUGGAUCAAACAAUGAACUACAGACGAAAACAUGUCGAUAUUGACUGUAAACAUAUGGGAAAAAUUAAAUUAAAUUUACAUACAUUUACAUUUGCUAAUGACAAUAGAACGAUCCUAGGUUUUAUUCGAUGGAUACCGAAAUUUAUUGCAAACACUCCUCACAAUCAAACUGUGAUAAAAGAAUUGGAUAAUUUUCGAACAGUCAAUCAACUUAAUCCGAUUCCAUUGACAACAAAGCGAUUAGAACAAUCGGUUCGAUCAAAAUCAACAACUCGCGCAAGCCCGACAGCAGUUGGAGAUGGUGAAAAUGAUGAAGUUGAUCCCAUAGUGAACUGGACAAGUUUGUCGGUAGGUGACGACGAAGCGGAUGAUAACGACGAUAACACACGUUCGACUGUGUCAGGUACCAAUACUGGCACUUGGAGCCUGGAUGACAUUCUCAACAACGAUUUUGAACAACAAAAUGAACGCGACGACGCACUUCUAACCACGACUGCAAGCUUCACAGAGCCACAAGUACCAACUCCAAGUGUCAACGAUUUUAUCAAUGAUCGUACAAAUCAGCCGCCAGAUCGGUCGGAGCAGAUAGCCAUUAAAAAUGCUUCCGAAGCUAAUAAUCAGACUGAACAGAUUGAGGCAGCGUUGAAGGCUAAAAAUGCAUUGGAAGUUGAAAUAGAACAAGUGACAGCAAAAUUAUUUACGCUACAAAUGCAAAUCGAUAAACAACGAACGAAUGCGAAUCAAUAUGAGACAGAAAGUCGAGAAACAUUGAACACCGCAUGCACUAUGCUAAAAAUUACACAACAACAAUUAAACGAAAAAGUUGAACGCGAAAAAUUGAUCAAUGAAGCAGUCAGACAAAUAUCUAGAGUCGAAUAUAUUCUUCCAAAAUCGAAUCAAUUAAUUCUAUUCAAACUCAAUUUAUUACUCGAAAACUUGAGAACAUUGAAUUUUCCUCAAAAAGAAUAUUUUAAAGAUAGUAUACCUAUUAUGGAGUUUCAUCAUCAAAACCAUUGUACAUUAAUACUCAAAGGUUUUCCGGUUCAUCAUCAACAAUUGAUCAUCAUCUUGAAACGAUUGAAAGAUCUAUUUGAUCGAGCACAAUCUGCUGAAGACUAUUAUAAACUGGAAAUAAACAAAAAUGUACAAUCAUUAAUCAGAAUAAUUAAACGAGUACGUCCAACGAAUUCGACUCACUGGAAACAUUAUACGGAUUCUCUAGGUAAAUUGAUCCAUCAAAAAUGUGAGGCAUAUAUCCACAAAUUCACGAACUAUAUAAAUGAUAAAUUAACAUCACUAUUGGACGAUUGUAUCAAAAAUUCUUCUCGACAAUACCAAAGAGAUUUAGCAAGUCUGACAAGUGACUAUAUGAGAGAUGAAAGAUUCGUAGACGAUGUUGAUUCAUUGAAGGCAGCAGCGCUAGAUGAAUUUAUUCGUGAUCAUAUUUUAUUACAACAAAAGUUGACAAAAAUCGUACCAACAAAAGAAUCUGCUUCGACGUUGUCUAAACAUAUUGAAAAGAUUAAAAAAAUACUGACAACAAAUUCCAGUUAUAAGGGAUGUAACUUAAAACAAUUUCAAAUGAUUGUACCCUUAUUGCAACGGAUAAUGAUCUAUUAUCAUUGCUUUCUACUACAGUUACCUCUCUUGAAUGCAUCAAUUAAUCUUCUGAACAGAAUAGAGAACAAUACAGUUUUGACAAUUGAAACAUCGACAGGUUCAGGUAGAUCCACACUUCUGCCAGCCCUAUUAGUAGCGGAAGGUUAUGAUAAGAUUAUUGUUACACAACCUCGACGUCUACCAUGUAAUUUAAUAUCUCAACGUGUUAAUUCAAUGGUCAACGAUGACAUUAGUGAACGUCUGUUGAAUGAUGAAAAUUUGAUAACAAAAAACACAACAUUAAGCAAAUAUGUUAUAUUUUUUAUUGAUGAAGUACAUGAACGUUCGAUUAAUAUUGAUUUAUGUUUGGCUCUAUUUGCACGAUUAUUGAAAAUGAAACCUGAAUUGAAAACAAAAAUGAAAUUAAUUAUAUCAUCGGCUACAUUGGACGCAUCAGUUCCGACAUUGUAUAGACAAAUUUCGAAUUGUUCCUUGAGUGAAUUCAGUUUGAUUUCAUUGUCUACACUUCAUACAGUGGAUGUCAAUCGUGUACCAAACGAAAAUAUACUCGAUUUGGUACAGCAAUUGUAUAGUAAACGAUUUCGACAUGAUCAAAUACUUUGUUUUGUUGGUUCAACACAAGAGGUUCAUGAAAAUUGUCAAUUACUACAGAAGAUAACCAAAGGAGCCAUCGUAGCAUAUCCUCUUAUACAGUCACAAUCGGCCAUUGAUCAGCAGAAAUAUAUUGAACAAGGUACCGUCUUCUUUUCCACGACGGUCGCCGAAACUUCAUUGACAUUUCCAUGUUUAAAAUACGUUAUUGAUACUGGUGUAAUCAAUAUGCCAGUAUAUAGUUUGGAAUUAGAACGAACAGAAUUGAGAGAAACAAAAGCUGCUGAAUCAACCACGAAACAACGACUUGGCCGACUAGGUAGAACACAACCUGGAGAAUAUUAUGCCCUGUACGAUUAUAAGCCAGGUGAACAACGAAAAUAUCCCGUGCCGCAAAUAUGUCAAUCAGAAUUGAUGAAUAUCGAAUUUUCACUACGAAAAUCGCGCUUGAAAACUAGUUUGAAAGAAUUGAAAGAAUAUUUACCUGAUAAACCGGACGGGACCUACAUUGACGAUGCUAUAGCACAAUUACAACAAUUAGGCCUUGUCAGUUCUUCGUCAACUGUCUUAUCAGCAUUAAGAACAAAUCGUUGUGGUCGUGAUUUGAUUGCUUUAUCAUCUAUUUUGUCCGUUCUCAAUACAUCGGCCAUAUUGAAAUCCAUUACGGCUCAAUAUAAACGUCCGGAAGGCGAUUUUAUGACUUUGUUAAAAGUGAUGGAUACAAUUUUGUUCGUUCGAGAUUCAGUGCCUCCUGAGCAAUUUAAUGUUGAUCGCGUUUGUAAUGCAAAAGGACUAUCUGUAGUGGCACAUAUAAUUAAGCAAGCAUUACGUCGAUAUAAAAAUUUAGAAAGAGCAUUCAAUUUGGCAGUUGAAUUCCGAGAAGAUGCGCAAACUCAAUGUGGCAAUUGGGAAAAUAUAGCUAAAGCGUUACUCGAAGGUUUCUCUAAUAAAGUAUAUGUAUCCACAAAAAUACUUCAAGGUAAAACACAGCAAUUUAUGAAGUAUAGUGUGGAACGACGAGCGUCUAUUCAACCACAGCAGUCAGUGGAUGAAACGUCGCUAACAGCGUUUAUUGAUAGGUCUUCGACGUUAAGAACUGGUAAUAAGGGAUCUUUGCCGGCAUCUUUGAUUGUAGCUCGAGAUAUUCGCUAUUUAACUGCGGUACGUUCGUCAGCUAUUCUCUCUUUUGUUGGGCAACUCGAACCGUCAUGGACUGAAUAUACUUUUACUCGCGAAUUUAAAUUGAAUGCAGCUGAAGAACAGAAAUUAACAUCCGACAAUAUAAUACACAAAGCAAAUCAGCAAUUUUCCCAAGCACAAAUACACAUUACGAAUGGUAAAUUAGUAUUUCGUGGUACAUCCGGUCAUAUUCUAAAUGCUGAACUUUAUAUUCGUCAACAAUUGGUAACAGAGUUAGCAUUUACAUUAGCAUCCGAUCAAUCAAAUAAUCCGAAUGAUAAUCUGACUAGAAAUUUGAUGACUAUAACAAAAAUGCCAAUUGAUCUAUUUGGUCCAUUACGAUGGCGAUGGGAAGCUGAACGACAAGUCAAAGUUCGAACAAAAAUGAAUGCCAACAAAGGAACAAUUGAUGUUAAGACUGAAGGUCUUGAUUCACAAAAUCAAGUAGUACGCAAAGAAUUUAUGUCGUUCUUAAGUUGGCUCAAGAGUUGUGCAGUGAUUCGAGAUCCACAUUCAGGAGUUUCGCCUCGUGUUUUGAAACCACAAAUACGUGAUAAAUUUCUUGACAUGGAAGCAAAAAUUAAAAAUAUAACUGAUCCGGAUCGUACAUCCGCUGAUAGAUGGAAAAGUCUCAAAGGUCCGACAGCUACACGUGAAACUCGUAUGGAAGUUGUUGCUUGGAUAUCUGUAUGUGAAUUUUAUUGUCGAUUAGAAGGUGGUUUUGUUCGUGACUGGGUUGUUGGUAACUAUUCGUCGAGACCAGCGAAUCUAUCACCAAAAGAAUGGAUUGAAAUUCAACAACCAGGUGGUAUGCCGAUCUUACAUAAAGAACUCAUCCCGUCGGAUCUUGAUUGUCAUUUACCAGCACUGAAACAAUUUGACGUUGAAGCUUUUCUAGAUAGGCUUCAUGGAUAUGAUAUUACAGCGAAAGUCUUUCGCCAAGACUGGCGUUAUGUGUUGUUAAUAGAUGAAAAUUAUAAGACUGGUCCGUUUACGAUGGAUCUCAUCGAACCACACAUUGCUCUGACCCAUGAUCGUAUCGAUUUCGAUGUGAGUAAUUUAUCUUUGGAACGAGAUUUCACUAGAGAUUUGGGUAUGCGCGUUGAUAUCACAGGUGGUGAACAUGCAAUUCAGCUCGAAACUAUUGUUGAAAAUAUUCGUAAUAAACAUUUCCAAGUCUUGCGACCAAUCGAUGGUGAAAAUGGACCCAAUUCAUCUGGAACCGUUGCUGAACGUAUUGAGAAAAUGAAAGCCAGAGGAUGGACACAAAUCGGUAAACCAUUGGCUUUUAUUCCCAAUCCACCAUCAACUUACAAUGUUGUUCUCGUACCAUAUCCAUAUUCGACAACACUUUAUCAGAAUCUCGUGAUUGAAAUGAAAAAAAUAUCUGGAGCACAAGUCUUAUCGAUUUUGCAAAUAAAAAAUCCCGAUAUUGAAGCACUCUAUCAAUAUAUGAAACGAACAAUAUCAAAGGAAUGUCCGGGUAAUGACCCAAAUGAACGAGAAUUAUUCCAUGGAACUGGAGGUGAUGCAAUUGACGGAAUAAUUAAUAGAGGAUUCGAUGAUCGCUAUUAUUCUCAAUCUGGUGCAUGGGGACGUGGUGCUUAUUUUGCUGAUGAUCCUCGAAAAUCGAAUGGUUAUGCACCACCUGAUCCAACGACACGUCAUCGUGUUAUUUUCUACAACAAAGUUUUAUUGGGCAAGGAAUCGGUGCAGAGUACGAGAGACGAUAAGCUAGGUUCAGCACCGCUCGAUCACCAUUCUGUGCAUGGUAUUGGCGGUUGGACAGGAUUUCAGUAUCAUGAAUACAUUAUCUAUCGAUAUGGUCAAGCGUUACCAUAUUUAAAAAUUACCUACACAGCACCUUGA